This is a messenger RNA of Aegilops tauschii subsp. strangulata, 3347 nucleotides long. Lineage: Eukaryota; Viridiplantae; Streptophyta; Magnoliopsida; Poales; Poaceae. The record is from RefSeq and is a predicted model, not a curated record.
CCAGUCGUUUUGUUUAAGCUUUCAGCCCGUCCAAGCAUCACGAGUAAGGAUAUCUUGUGGCAUGCCAGAGAAGAUGAAAUCAAAUCUUUCACACCGGGACUGGUAAUCGAGAAGCAUUAACGUACGCGGAAGGAGCGCUCGCUCGCGCUAUCCAUGUAGGAUCAACUACCAGAGAGAAAAGAUGGGCUGGACCAUCACGUCUAGAAAAAAAAGAGUAAAGCGAUGAAAACCCUAGACUAUCGUUUCCCCUAAUCCCGCCGCCGCAUGCUCUCCCUCCCGCGUGCCCGUCCUACCACCUCCACGCCCUUCCCCCUUCUCCUCUCCUUGCGUCGUCGGUCUGGAAGCCGGAGCUCGGAGCCGACGCCUCCGGAUCUGAAUUCGUGCGCCAUGGUGGCGAUUGGUGGAGGCGGCUCCUCCACCUCCUCAUCUCCUUUCUUGGUGUGGCGCUGCUCCAACCCAGCCCCGUCGCGCGAGGCGGCGGCAAGAACAAGAAGGCAGGCGGCGCCACGAGCUCUUGUCCCGAGGAAGCCGCGGGAGGAUGAGGUCGAUGCGGUCGUCCGCGCCUCAUCCGCUGUGGGAGCCCAUGAGCGAGAGGAAGGAGGCAUCGUCAGCUGCGCGCUCGAGCUCGCCACGGACAGGUCCAUCCAUCUCUCCCUCUCUCUCGCUCUCUCUCUUUCUAUCUCUCUCUCUCUCAUUUUGGGAAUGUUUCAAAGUGGAAAGGCAAGAAAUGUUGCCAGAAAAGAUUAUGUAGAUUUUUUUAAGACUGGCGUGAUGGCAUACUAUGGAUACAAUGGAUUUCACAUUGAAGCAUUUGUUGAGACCGAGACCCGUAGGAGGGAUCUUGUUGCUGCUCUUAUUCCAAGGAGGGGUUAGUCUGGAUCCGACUGAAAAAUGGUAUGAUUAGUUGUGUACGACUCAAUUAUUGUGGAAUAUAUGGCAGGACAUUACAUGAAACAAGGUUCACGUUCCUUUUUACCAGUGAUGGCUCUUGCUCCUCAAGAGAAGGAGCGAACAGUUAAUAUGGCAUAAGAUUUUCCCCCACUCUGAUAAUCCCUUUGCAAUAAUUCAUUUGUCUAACUAAUACUAUGUUUGCAUGUAUGUAACCCUUCAUAUGCUAUCUGAGCGAUGAUUAUAACAAGGCAUGACUGCGGGCGACGAAGGAGGGCACGACCAGGCGUGGUAGCCAUUGGAGGAGGAGACGGAGGGAGAAACGAAGAGAGGAGAGUAGAAUGUCGAGACCGUGGGCCGCGAAGGAAGCCAGCGCGGCGGUUGGGCACGAUCUGAAGAAUCACAAUAUUUCGCCAAUAGGUUCAGAGACGAGAAUUCAUAGAAAUGUUAUGCUCAGUCGUCCUAUUGUAUCGACUGUAAAGAUAUUGCAAUUAGGCUCGAGUGGACGUUGGCGAUACGGCAAUGAGAAGAUCAUGUGAUGCAGCACCAACUGCUUGUCAACAAUGAUUUGAAGAAAAUGUUGUGACAGCCCAAAGCACCAAGCUUAACUACUAGACGAGGACAUGAAUUUAACUUAAUAGGUACACACAUUUGCAUGUCAGCUACAUGAAUUAGGAGGGUCAAGUAGCAUAAUUUAGCCGCGUAGCUGUGAUGUACAGGUGUGCUUUGCUAGAGAUUGUUACUAAACUGAAUGAUACUUGUGUACAUUUCCAAUUACUGCAUUUUUGCUGUUAUAUUUUGUUGGAUAAACGAUUGGUUGAAAUGUUAAGCAUUCCCCGGUUGAUUAAUCUCUUUGCUGUCCUUAUUCUGAGAUGAUAAAUUUCUAUAGAUGCUGAGAGUAGGAGUAGGAUCCUCAUGAUGUUAGUUCACUACUCCCUCUGUAAAAAAAUUAUAAGAGCGUGCGUUUAGAUCACUACAUUAGUGAUCUAAACGCUCUUGUAUUUCUUUACGAAGGGAGUACAUCUUAACAGGACAAUUUGCUGGGGGAAAGCAUUUCUUGACUCCUCAUCUGCCUGGACAUCCACUUUGGCUCACGCCCCGCCAAAGCCAAGCAAGAAGAGAUGGUGAGGUCGAAUUCGGCCAGUCUAUCUGUUUCGAUCCUCCGUCUCACGGAUUUUGCUCAGACCACGUGUGAGAGUGGAAAACUUUUAUCCCUCGCUUCAUUUUGCCUAUAUGGGAGUACGAGUGAACUACCAGUCUACCUUAGAAUUAGCUUACAGCUCUCAUUACCAGGUUGCCCUGAUACUUUGCAAAAAAUCCCUCGGGGGCUCUCGCGGUCGCCCAGGUGAUCUGGCGGCGACGGAGAUCCAGAGUGAGUGAGCAGAUGGCGGCCUCGGCGCCGGCGGUCCCGCCGGAAAAGAGGCCCCCUUCCUGGAGCCGGCCUCGUCGGGGGCCUCUUCAGCGGGCAGGAUUGGGAGGAGCUUCGGAUGAGAUCAAGGCGUAUUUUCAGCCGGGCGAAGAACCGGGAGCGGUGCCUGCAGCAUUCAAGGGAAAGAGCGAUGGAUUUGAUCCGUAAUUUGGUAGGUGAGAUCCCCUCUGUUCCAUAUGGGGAAGGUCCGGUCGGGACCAAUGGCGCCAUGACAUCCGCGGAUUUAGCGGACUGUGUUUUGGGGGAAAAUAUGGUGAUAGCGCAGGAUUUGUAUUUGUUUCCUAAUCAAUUGGUAGAUCCUUCUUCUGGAUUGGGUAGUAUAGAGAGGAAUCAGUGGGGAUCGACCAUGUCAGCGAUUUUACCUUUGGUAACACUGGAUUUUAAUUCCUUUAAAGGCAAUAGAGAAAAUUCCGCUGCUAUUACUUGGAAACGGCGUAUUUAUGGUGUUUCCAUUUCAUUUUUUAUUAAGACUAUCAAUUACGCUCGGGUUGCUGAGGAUAGUUAUGUAGAUUUAGCAGGUUAUCCUUUCAUUUCGGUUGUCAGUAUGAGAGGUCAGCGGGAUUUGAAGGAGGAGCCGAUUUUGAUCCCAGACCCUUCCAUUCGUGGAUCAUCUGGGGGAGAGGGAGCUGUUUGUGCUGUAGUUAUUAGGAAACUGCACUUUUAUGGCAUUUUUUUCAUGGUUAAUUGCAUCAAAUUUAUUUUCGAGGCUGUAUGGAAGGGGACCCUGGCUUGCUAUAUUUGUGGGCACAGGAGAGGUUGUCUUUCUUCAGGUUCCUCACCAUUGCAGAAUCACUUGUUCUCUGCUCCUUCCAUUCCUUGUGGCGGCCUAGUGAAGUAUUCCAUGGCGGGUCAGGGAGAGAAUGUGAGUAGUGUGGUGGGGAAGAAACAUGUGACUGGAGUGGGUUCCAGGAGGGUGAUGGACGCCAUGGAGGGAGGGGGCUCUUCGCCGGCCAUUAUCCAAGCUGGUUCCCCUCUUCGCCAGCCUCUUGUCAUUGACAUGGAGGCUGCACUACUAGGAAAAGGGCUAUAG